This is a messenger RNA of Ipomoea triloba (trilobed morning glory), 1737 nucleotides long. RefSeq names its product geranylgeranyl transferase type-2 subunit beta 1. Gene Ontology annotation, molecular function: Rab geranylgeranyltransferase activity. The transcript has 11 exons. NCBI's taxonomy places the organism in Eukaryota, Viridiplantae, Streptophyta, Magnoliopsida, Solanales, Convolvulaceae. The coding region runs from base 535 to 1476 and encodes 313 amino acids. Gene Ontology annotation, cellular component: Rab-protein geranylgeranyltransferase complex. The record is from RefSeq and is a predicted model, not a curated record. Gene Ontology annotation, biological process: protein geranylgeranylation.
UGUUGUUUCUUAGCCAUCUUAAAUUAGCAUUAGCAUCACCUGGGGAAAGAAUAGUUAAGGUCGUAGGUGAUCGUAGGUGAUUGUAGGUGAUCUCUUUAGAGAGAAAGAGUCCGUUCGUUCAAUUUUUUCAAGCUCAUUGCACUGAUCGACUUUAAAUUCCAUUUUUGGUCUAAAGGUGCAUUGUGACAAUUCGGGUGAGAUAUACAAGUUCAUCUGAGUUUUGAGAUCAGAUUUCUGAUUGGAAUUGGAAUUUUAUAUGAACUUUGAUUAUUGAAGCUCGGAAAUGUCGCCAUUCUACUGAAGAAUCUCCAUAAGCGAAGUUUGAAAAGUGUAAUUUCAAUAAUAAUUCUUUUUGUAGUUCCGAGUUGUUUGGCAGUGAAUCCGCGGAGGAAUCCCCCUGCAAGCUGAUGGUUCUGUAAUGAUAUAUUGAGGGAUUUCGUCAGCAUUUCUGAUUUUCGUAGUUUCUCCUGAGUUGCUGAUUGAACCUUGGAAAGAACAUAAGUUUUAGCUAUCUGUGAAGCUGAAGCUUUCAGAAUGGAAGGACUUAUGGUGGAAAAGCAUGUUAAGUACAUUAUAUCAGUUGAAAAGAAGAAAGAUGAUUUUGAAUCUGUGGUGAUGGAGCAUCUUAGAUUAAAUGGAGCAUACUGGGGAUUGACAACUCUUGAUAUUCUAGGGAAGCUUGAUGUAGUGGAUCAAGAUGAGGUCAUUCCUUGGUUAAUGCAGUGUCAACAUGAAUCUGGUGGAUUUGGUGGUAACAUUGGACAUGACCCACAUAUCUUGUAUACCCUUAGUGCCAUCCAAGUUUUAGCACUAUUUGAUAAACUUAAUGUUCUUGACAUUGACAAGGUCUCAAACUAUAUUGCAGGCCUGCAAAAUGAAGAUGGGUCCUUUUCUGGUGACAUUUGGGGUGAAAUUGAUACACGGUUCUCUUACAUUGCAAUAAGUUCUCUUGCACUUUUGAAACGAUUGGAUAAAAUCAAUGUUGAAAAAGCAGUACAAUACAUAUUAAGUUGCAAGAAUGUGGAUGGUGGAUUUGGUUGCACACCUGGGGCAGAAUCUCAUGCGGGGCAAAUUUUUUGUUGCGUGGGAGCACUUGCAAUAACAGGCUCUUUACAUCAUGUUGACAAAGACCUCCUUGGCUGGUGGUUAUGUGAACGACAAGUUAAAUCUGGGGGUCUAAAUGGGCGUCCUGAGAAGCUUCCUGACGUCUGCUACUCUUGGUGGGUUCUCUCCAGCUUAAUUAUGAUAGACAGAGUUCACUGGAUUGACAAGGAGAAGCUUGUAAAAUUUAUUUUGGACUGUCAGGAUAGAGAAAAUGGAGGAAUUUCUGAUAGGCCAGAAGACGCGGUUGAUGUCUUCCAUACCUACUUUGGAGUUGCUGGUCUUUCACUUUUGGAAUAUCCAGGGCUAAAACCUAUAGAUCCAGCUUAUGCCCUUCCCGUAGAUGUUGUAAACAGAAUCAUCUUUCACAAGUAAUGGGUUAUUUUAUAAUUGUUUGAUUCCUGGACUGCUACCUCUUGCAUCCUAUUUUCACCAAAUUUGAGGGAAUCUUUUGUUGAAGGGAUUUGAUGUGAUACUCCUAGGCUCAUAUACCAUAAGAAAUUUCUGUCUUUAUUUAGUUCUAAAAACUGUGAUCUGUGUUUGAGUUUGUUUUUAAAAAAAAGAACACGAUGCCAUAUUAUAUCACAAUUCCAACAAGUUGUAUUCCCUAAAAAACAAGAUAUAUGCCUUCAGAAA